CAGUUAAUGAGUAGUAGAAGAAGAACCAGUUACGCAGGUGUUUACGUUUUCCUACUUCCGUAGCAGCCUAAGAAGCGGAGUGACGCUACCAAUUUAACGUUAAACUCCACAUCAGUGAAGAAGCUCUCGGUCAUUCUACUCACUUUUUUAGCUUGAAGUAUCAGAGAUGCCUGACAGAUAAAUGUUAUUAAGGUCGUUUGCUGUCCGCUACAGGCGCUGUAUCGCGAGUUUUCCCUCAUCAUCCUUCGCAGGGCAAAAGCUAAAAGCUAGCUAGCGGUGUGUUAGCGGCAGACAUCAUUUAAUAAUUUAACAAAUCAACGCCUGCUCCGCACUUUGACCUGUGUUAACGUAGAUAUUAAACUAGGCAGUCAUGGCCACUAGGCGUCUGACCGAUGCCUUCUUGUUAAUGCGGAACAAUGCGAUCCAAAACCGGCAGAUAUUGGCUGAGCAAGUGAGUACAAACGACCCCCGUCUGAGUACACGUAGCAAUGCUGCGGAGCUUGAUGAGUUGGCUGAUGAUCGGAUGGCGUUGGUGUCAGGAAUCAGUCUGGAUCCUGAAGCUGCCAUCGGAGUCACCAAGAAACUGCCUCCCAAAUGGAUAGAAGGGGUCGAUGAGAUCCAGUAUGAAAUCACACGGGUUCGACAGAAGAUGAAGGAACUGGCUUUACUUCAUGACAAGCAUAUGAAUCGUCCCACACUGGAUGACAGUAGUGAAGAAGAGCAUGCCAUAGAAAUCACUACUCAGGAGAUCACGCAGAUGUUUCAUCGAUGCCAGAGAGCUGUGACAGGUUUGCAGUCUCGUUGUGGCCACUGCACCGAGCAGGAGGAGAGACUGCUGAGAAACGUGGUGUCGUCUCUGGCACAGAGUCUGCAAGAUCUGUCCACCAAUUUCAGGCACACGCAGUCCAGCUACCUAAAACGUAUGAAGAAUCGUGAGGAGAGAUCAAAGCACUUUUUUGACUCAGGACCUCUAAUGGAAGAGGAUGAAGAGUUAGCUGUAUAUGACAAGGGGUUCACAGAUGACCAGCUGAUGCUGGUGCAGCAGAACACAGUUAUGGUUGAAGAACGAGAGCGGGAGAUCAGACAAAUAGUGCAGUCCAUCUCAGAUCUGAAUGAGAUAUUCCGGGACUUGGCAGGGAUGGUGGUGGAGCAGGGCACCGUUCUUGACAGAAUCGACUUCAAUGUGGAGCAAGCUUGUGUUAAAACAGACGAUGGACUGAAACAAUUACAAAAGGCAGAACAGUAUCAGAAGAAGAACAGAAAGAUGCUGGUCAUUUUGAUCCUCUUCAUCAUAGUCAUUGUUCUAAUAGUUAUUCUUUUUGGAACAAAGUUUUAAUUAAGCAUUCCUCUGGCUUUUGUUUUCUGUGUGGAUGUUUGUUGUGCAUCUGUGUGGACUCGGUUCUACUCAAAACAAAGCUGACUGCCUUUCAUACCCACCAGGAAACGUCUGAAGAAUUCCACGUCUCUCUUUACCAGGUGCACUUCGGGCGACGUGGAGAUGUUUUUGUGGUUGAUUUUAAUCAAAGAAACAAUCAACAAUCUGUUUGAGCUGUGGCUGUUUUAUCAAGCAACCCGCACCGAAAAUGGCCAAGACUCUUUUGACAGAGGUUUGCUGAACCCGACCACGUUGACAUAUCUGUGUCUUAUCAAACAAAAACACUUUGUUGUCUUUAAAAAAUGGACAACCAAUGUUAAAUUGCUUAAAGCAGAACAUUCUCUGCUUGAAUUCAAAGCAGGAAUUGUGAUGUUUGUUGUGUGAAAAUGCAUCAUUUCUGUCCAGUAUCAUUGCAAAUGUUUUGUUUUCUGUGAGGGAAGAUGUGACGAGAACAAACGUUUGUGGAAGAGAAACAUGCAGCAGAUUAACUUUACUGCAAAUUCAUUUUCAUCUCAUUAUUACACCUGGCUCAGUAUUUUACCUUGCAAGACGAAAAGAAAAUGUUUUGUAUUAAAGCAGCACCAGAUAUGAAUAGAAUAGUUAUAAAGUACCAAAAAUAUUCCUUUGGUUGAAGGACCACCUGCUUUUUUAUCCCUUCACUCCCAAAUUUAAUAAUAAUAAUGAUUUUCUUGUAACUCCACUGUUGGUCUGAGGAGGGCGUCAACAGCAAGGAGCUCUCUCCGAAUCAUCCUAUAACUUUAAAAUCACCUGUUUCACACCUGCACUUUUCAGGAAGUGCUCAUUUUAAAACACUCGAUUGUUUUUGUUUUUCAUGGUCCUUGCAUUAAGUGCUACCUUUAUUUUUUUUUUUUUUUAAACUCUUGCAGUUUGCACAUAUUGAGGCCUGAGUGAGAGGGGGAGGGAGGGGGGGGUGUUAUGGAUGUAAUACUACUGUCAUCUGUAUGAUGAAAAGAAUUAUUUAUUUUUUAAUAACUACAAAUAAUCAAGAGGUUCAGAGGUGUUCUGUCUCCGGCAGAAUUACUGUAUAUUGAGUGUCUCUGUAGUCUAAACCCAACAGUUAUUGUCCGCUCUACUGAGGAAACUGUGACAUAGUCCAACACAACCAGCCAUAUGAAGACAUGAGGUUUUUUUUUUUUCUUCUUCUUUUCAGAUUGGACACUUUUUAGUUCGCUGUGUUGGAAAUUCUUUACAUGUUCUAGUGUUUUAUAAAGACUGAUAAGCUGGAAUGAUGAAGAGCUUUAUCUGACAUGUACACUUUCUACGCCUGUUAAAUCAUCUUUGUCAUUGAUGUGAAGUUGUGUGUGAAUAAUGGUUAUGAUGAUUAUGUCCUAGUGGUACGCUACUUAUGUUUUGUUUGGAAAACAGAACUGGUGAAGAGAUGGCAACAUGUUUUUUUUGUUUUGUUUUUUUUAAUAAACCUGGAACAUGA
Thunnus maccoyii (southern bluefin tuna) is the source of this 2825-nucleotide messenger RNA. RefSeq names its product syntaxin 16 (gene stx16). Bases 371 to 1336 code for a protein of 321 amino acids. Gene Ontology annotation, molecular function: SNAP receptor activity; SNARE binding. Gene Ontology annotation, cellular component: endomembrane system; membrane; SNARE complex. The transcript has 9 exons. Lineage: Eukaryota; Metazoa; Chordata; Actinopteri; Scombriformes; Scombridae. The record is from RefSeq and is a predicted model, not a curated record. Gene Ontology annotation, biological process: intracellular protein transport; vesicle-mediated transport; vesicle fusion.